Messenger RNA from Apiotrichum porosum, 2034 nucleotides. RefSeq lists its product as uncharacterized. Lineage: Eukaryota; Fungi; Basidiomycota; Tremellomycetes; Trichosporonales; Trichosporonaceae. The transcript is spliced from 2 exons. The coding region runs from base 1 to 2034 and encodes 677 amino acids. The record is from RefSeq and is a predicted model, not a curated record.
AUGUCCUCGCAGUCCCAGGAUGAACCUGGCCCAUCAACGAAGCGCUCCCACGUCGACAACGCCGACUCCCGUCAACCACGCAACGCAGGACGAUACACCCCAUCCGCAUCAGCAAUGGACUGGACUGGCUACGCGCCCCACUCGCCUCCCGCGGCAGGCUCUUCGACUAUGUCUGGAUAUGUUCCUCCCUACCCUGCGCCAAAGCCUGUCCCUUCCGACCCAGUGGAGGCCAGAGAGGAAGCGAACGUGGCUUCAACUUCGAAAUCGGUGGCCGCGCCAAGCAUGUCACUGGCGGCUGACGAGGCCGUGGGACACAAGACGACCGCUCCAAAGCCUCCCAAUUUCACCCCGCGUAACCACAACCAACGCGAAAACGACUCGGUGCCAUCAGCCUCAACCAUAGGUCCUCCACCUGGGCCGGCCAAGGAGCCUUCUCCGGCUCCCCCGCAGCGUCUCAAGGUCGUCCCACGUAACCAUAACGUGCGACCCAAUGCCCCAGCACCAGCUCCCACUGCUCCUGUUUCUCCUACAACUCUCCUGCAGCCAUACACGGACAACUCGUACUCAGCCAAUCGCCCGGCUCCCAAGUGGAACCCAAACAUUAAGCCUCGCAACCACAACGUACGCCCGAACGAUCCGGUUGCACCACCUCCUCCACCCGCUCUCCCCGCACCCCAGGCCUUGUUGCCAGCUCCCAAGCGCGCCCCUGAGUCACGUCAGGCAACGUUGUCUCGCUCUGUCACACCCACAGCCACAAGUUCUGAGACCCAAAUGGCACGCCAGCGCAGUGCGCCCGUCCAAUGCCAUUCGUCCCCAGAGGCUGCUUCACAGUCGCCUGGAACGUCAUCCAAGCCCCAGCUGCCCGCUCUCGAUGUCAAGCCCGACCUCGAUGCUCUCGAGGCUGCUGAACGUGCCAUCGCCGCUCUGGGUGAUUCUGCACCGCCAGACCCAAACCCGGACGAAGGCGUCAUGUGGAUCUUACCAGAGGAUCUCCCGGAAGAAUCUCUGGGCCGUUCCACCGUGGAACGCAAUGGCGUGCGGAAUGUCUGGAUUAAAGGUAUGAAGCGCGAGCUCCAUGCCUAUGGUAAGGUGAUUGUGAGCAUCAAAUGGCGUCCUGAUGGUGUCGCUGUCGAUUGGAAGCGGCGCCCACCUUCAACCGAAUCUGAGGACGACUUCGAAGUUCUCGAUGAAGCUCCUCCGUCUGCGGACCCUGGCUCGCCAGCCGAAACUGAAGACGACUUCGAAAUUCUCACCCUCGACCAAGUUCCCCAAUUUGCUAUGCCUCCUCAACCUGUCUUCACCGUGUCGUCGCCUGAACCUGAGCCGAUGCCUCUCGUGUCGUCGCUGCCUCCCGAGGCCGCGUCUUCUGUCGCGACCGAUGCUCCGUCGCCUGUGGCUGCUACUUCUCAAGCCCCACCACCACCGCCUGUGGCUGCAGCUCCAAACCCACCUGGCAGUGGUCAAUCGGUCCCGAUGGACCAAACUCAGGGACUCAAGCGACAGCGUUCCAUGUCACCAGCCGACGAAUCGCCUCACAAGCUGGCGCGUUUGGAGUUGCACCAGCACCAAUUCGCACCGCCACCUCCUACUUCCGAGCCUUCUUCCGCCAUCAGGCCAGGUCCCGCACCUGUUGCCGCGGUUACCUCAGUGAAGCGCGUCUACACCCUCUCAUCCUCGGUGACGCCGAAUGUCUCGAGCGACGUCCAACCGCUCCCAUCCCCAUCCUUCAGUCCCCAGCGUUUCCACGGCGAGUCGCCGACACUCCGCGCGAAAUCGGAGCCGCAUGGAAUGCGCAGCGUCCCCUCCGGACCGUCUGCUUCUCCAGCCAUUUUGACUGGCCAGGGCAAGCUCGCCCAGCUCCAUGCGCUUAUGGACAAGGAACUCGACAAGCUCGACCGCUGGACGCGCCUCAUCGAACUCUUCCCGACCCGCGAACCGAGUCUGAAGAAGCAGAUUGAGCGUACCGAGGAUACCAUUUUCUCGCUGCAGAAUGAGAUGGAUGAGGAGACGCACAAGAUGGAGAACGCCACGUAG